AGUCCAUUCCUCAUCCUCACUCAACAACAUUAAUUCACCAUCGUUUCUUUACUACAUUCGCUUUCCCAUUCUUCAGAAAACACAGUCGCUUCUCCAGAUCAGCUCAGUCUUUCGACCAAGUCCAUCUUCAGAAUCACCAGUACUUAAUACACCAAACCUUAUCAAGCACAAACACUCCAACCCCCUUCGAGAUGCGUUCGGUCUCCUUGGCUCUCGCCGCUCUGGUCGGCGCUGUUGCUGCCAACCCAAUCGUUGAGUGGCCUCGCAACGGCGGCUAUGGCCAGCCAUACCCAACCGGCGAGUCGUCCUGGUCCUCCUCCGCCUCGACUUCCGCAUACACUCCAUCUUCAACUCCAUCCUCAUCUCCAUCUUCGUCUCCAUCUGCCUCCUCUACUCCAUCCUCAUCAAUCCACUCGUCGUCCUCGAUCAUUUCCAGCUCGUCAUGGGGAGGAUACAACCAUCCUUCAUCAUCACUGGCCACGGGCGUCUCCAGCUCCUCGGUAGGAGGAUACAACCAUCCUUCAUCAUCACUGGCCACGGGCGUCUCCAGCUCCUCGGUAGGAGGAUACAGCCAUCCGUCUGCACCACUGUCCACGGGCGUCUCCAGCUCCUCGGCAGGAGGAUACAGCUAUCCGUCUCCACCCCUGUCCACUGGCGUCAGCACCGAGGUCCUCACCACUUACGUGACAACGACCGUCUGCCCAGUAACACAGACCUCUGGCACGAAGGUGAUCAUCACAGAGACGACCUCGACUAUCACUGUCACUUCUUGCAAAGAGGGAUGCCAUCACUCCGCGACCGCGACUCCUUCCAGUGUCCCAUACCCCACCGGCGCGAGCUCGUCCAAGCCGCACUACCCUACCGGCGGCGUAAGCUCUUCUGUGCCGCACUACCCUACCGGUGGACACUCCAAGCCGCCGCACCCAACUGCACCAAUCUCCACUGGUGCUACUACCGAGACUGAGACUCUGACUACCUACACGACUACAACGGUCUGCCCGAUCACAAAGACUGUAGGGACUCAAGUCAUCACAACAGUGACGACUUCGACCAUCACGAUCACCUCCUGCAAGGGCGGCUGCCACCACUCGGCAACUCCCACUCCUAGCUCCUGGGCUUCUGUCGUCACGCCGCCAUCGCACUCAGGCCACCCCGUCACAGUUCCCACGAUUAUCACGACCGUCUACACCAGCUUCGUGCCCUGCUCCACGUCUGUCGGCAACAACGGACACUCUGAGGUCUACUCCACCUACCUGACUCCCACCUACAUCACCCAGACCUACAGCACUGAGACCGUUGUCUGGCCAACCGAGACACCUGCUACUCUGCCUCCGGGUGUUCCAGUCGAGUCGUCCACCUAUGCCCCGGUGCCUCCUCCAGCUUCGGUGACGCCAACUCUUCCCCCGGUUGUUCCUGUCGAGUCCUCCACCUAUGCCCCUGUGCCUCCUCCAGCUUCGGUGACACCAGCCAACACCCCCCCAGCAGUCACGCCAGCUACUCUUCCCCCGGCCGUGACCUACCCAGCCACUUGCCCGGCGCCAACAGUCACCGUCACUAGCUGCCCCGCAGGCCAGGCCACAGAGACCAUCACCGUUGCCCAGUCCACAGAGACCGUCACCGUCACCAUCGGUGGUUCCCAGCCUUGCCUUGAGUGCAUCACCAAGACCUACACCAUCACUGAAUCUGGUGGCUCUACCACCUGCAUCACCGUGACCAACCAGCCGACACCAAGCACCUACGUCUCAGUCGGUGCGACCCCUAGUUCCAAGCCCUCCAAGCCAACCCAGAGCUCUUGGGUCAAGCCCCCGACCGGUCCCAGCGGCUACUCCACGGGCUCGAUCCCGUCCUCCUCCAGCGCCGCAUACGGCGUUAGGAACAUAGUAUUAACAGGCGGGAUCUAAUAAGGGCCCAUCUACGAAUUUCCUAAUCUACUAGCGAUCUUCAUGGGAUAUGUGGUCCAUUCAUUCCUUAAUAUCUAGUCGGUAUCAUAUGCAUAUAGC
Messenger RNA from Mytilinidion resinicola, 2000 nucleotides. RefSeq lists its product as uncharacterized. NCBI's taxonomy places the organism in Eukaryota, Fungi, Ascomycota, Dothideomycetes, Mytilinidiales, Mytilinidiaceae. The record is from RefSeq and is a predicted model, not a curated record. The transcript has 3 exons. The coding region runs from base 192 to 1901 and encodes 569 amino acids.